AUGGAAGCAACCUGGGGCGGGUAUAAGGAGCUGGUGUGGCUUCUCCUGGAUUACGGAGCGUCGACAGAUGUCCAAGACGAUAGAGGACGUUCGGCGCUUCGUUUUGCAAUGCAGAAGGGCUAUGAUUCCAUCGCCUGGCUCCUGUUGGAAAAGUCAGCUGCGUUGAACAUGGCAGAUACGAAAGGACGCACAGCACUGCACUGGACAGCUCAGAACAGCAAUACAUCCAUGGCUUGGCUGUUACUGGAAAAGGGAGCAGAGAUUGAUGCUCAGGAUAUCGAAGGGCAUACCGCGCUACAUUUUGCAGUGCAGAGGGGGAAUACGGAAAUGAUCAAACUACUUCUUGGAAAGCACGCAAAUGUCACCCUGAAGGAUGCCCAGGGCUAUGCCGCAUUGCACCACGCCGUAGAGAGGAAGGAUGCGUCUAUAAUGAAUCUGAUCGUGGACACCCUUGAGAGGUCGCGGCUCGACGUCAACGCAAAGGACAACGAGGGAAAGACGGCGUUGGUUCGGGCUGUCCAGGGUCAGUGGAUGCUAGGGGUGUACAUUCUGACUGAUCGCAAAGCGGCUAUCGAUUUGCCCGACUGUAAUGGUCAGACCGCAGCGUCCCAUGCGAAGCUCAACGGCGACACUCAGAUUCUUCAGCUGCUGGAGCAGCGAUGA
This is a messenger RNA of Colletotrichum graminicola M1.001, 663 nucleotides long. RefSeq lists its product as uncharacterized. Gene Ontology annotation, molecular function: RNA nuclease activity; protein binding; RNA binding. The transcript has a single exon. Bases 1 to 663 code for a protein of 220 amino acids. Lineage: Eukaryota; Fungi; Ascomycota; Sordariomycetes; Glomerellales; Glomerellaceae. Gene Ontology annotation, biological process: RNA processing. The record is from RefSeq and is a predicted model, not a curated record.